This is a messenger RNA of Conger conger (European conger), 1771 nucleotides long. It is a transcript of the gene acads, whose product is annotated as acyl-CoA dehydrogenase short chain. Gene Ontology annotation, biological process: butyrate catabolic process; fatty acid beta-oxidation using acyl-CoA dehydrogenase. Gene Ontology annotation, cellular component: mitochondrion. The coding region runs from base 82 to 1302 and encodes 406 amino acids. NCBI's taxonomy places the organism in Eukaryota, Metazoa, Chordata, Actinopteri, Anguilliformes, Congridae. The transcript has 10 exons. Gene Ontology annotation, molecular function: flavin adenine dinucleotide binding. The record is from RefSeq and is a predicted model, not a curated record.
AUUCAAUUGAAUAAACACAAUAGAAGAAGAAGAAGUAGAUUUGUUACAGCAAUGACAGAUACGCUCUAGCAGAACCCUGUGAUGGCAUCUCUUUUCAGUUUUCGAAAAGCGCUGGGUGUGGUGUUAGGCCGGGGGAUGCGUGGUCUUUCUCAGCUGGCGGAGCUGCCGGAGAUGCACCAGAUGCUCAGACAGACGUGCAGGGACUUUGCGGAGCGAGAACUGGCCCCCAUCGCCGGCAGGCUGGACCGAGAGCACACCUACCCCGCCAAGCAGGUGCGGGAGCUGGGGGCUCUGGGGGUCAUGGCAGUGGAGGUCCCGGAGCACCUGGGCGGGGCCGGGCUGGAUUACCUGGCCUACAGCCUGGCUGUGGAGGAGCUGAGCAGGGGCUGCGCUUCCACGGGGGUCAUCGUCAGCGUCAACAACUCUCUCUACCUGGGCCCCGUGCUGAAGUUUGGUAACGAAGAGCAGAAGGAGAAGUGGAUCACCCCUUUUACUACGGGGGAGAAAGUGGGCUGCUUCGCGCUGAGCGAGCCAGGCAACGGCAGCGACGCGGGCGCGGCCUCCACCGUAGCGACACAGGAAGGGGAGGAGUGGGUUCUGAACGGCACCAAGGCCUGGAUCACCAACAGCUGGGACGCGUCGGCCGCCGUCGUCUUCGCCACCACGGACAAGAGCCUGAAGCACAAGGGUAUCAGCGCGUUCCUGGUGCCCAUGCCCCACCCCGGGGUGUCUCUGGGUAAGAAGGAGGACAAGCUGGGCAUCCGAGCCUCCUCCACCGCCAACCUGAUCCUGGAGGACUGCCGUCUGCCUCUGGGCAACCUGCUGGGCCAGCGAGGCAUGGGCUUCAAGAUCGCCAUGCAAACUCUGGACAGCGGGCGGAUAGGGAUCGCCUCUCAGGCGUUGGGCAUCGCCCAGGCGGCGCUGGACUGCGCAGCCGACUACGCGCUCAAGAGGACGGCCUUCGGGGCGCCCAUAGCCAAGAUGCAGGCUAUCCAGUUUAAACUGGCAGACAUGGCUGUGGCAGUAGAGAGUGCCCGUCUUCUCACGUGGAAGGCGUCUCUGCUACGAGACGCUAAGAAACCCUUCUCUAAGGAAGCCGCCAUGGCCAAGCUGGCUGCAUCAGAGGCUGCUACGUUCAUCUCCCACCAGGCCAUCCAGGUGCUGGGGGGCAUGGGCUACGUGACGGAGAUGCCGGCCGAGAGGCACUACCGCGACGCCCGCAUCACCGAGAUCUACGAGGGGACGAGCGAGAUCCAGAGGCUGGUCAUCGCCAACCUGCUGCUCAAAGAGUAUCAGUCCUGAGGGGGGCGCUGCUGUUCCCCACCCCGCCCCGCCCUGCACCCCUCACUGCGCCUGUAGACCUGGGCCAAAUCGCCACUGUGGUGAGAGGAACAGGAACCCGCUCAUCGCCGUUUCUUCCAGAAGCACCGCGAAACCGUGUAUUAUUUAAUUUUGAACCUUGAACGUUUUGUUGUUUUGGGAAAGUCUUUCAGGGACAAAGCUGUCCCUCCUGAAGUGCCGGUGGUUCAUGUCCACUUGGACAUGCAACUCCCAUUUUGGCCUACGGGGGGAGACAUAACAGAGUGCCUGCACCUGUAGCCGGUACCUACACUUGUAGAAUGAAGUGCGUGUUUGUUUUAUAGAACACUGAAAAGCUAGCUACAGGUGCAUUGUUUUUCACACAACUCCUUUUGUUUUCUGGCAACUUGUAUAUAAAUAAUGUGAAUUCUGUAGAUUAUGCCAUUUUUAAGAAAUAAAUUAAUAAUCAGAA